GAAUAAGAAAAUAUUUAAGUGAUCGACAUGCAUUAUUUUAUUGGUACAAUUGUAAGGCUCAAAUGUCUCCACACACUACGACGUCAAUGCUCCAACAAAUGAACAGAAUCUUAUCAUACAUAUUGAGAUUCAAAACCAGCAUAUAAACUCAUGUUCUUAACACCAUAAACACUAAGAACCUCUGUUCUAUUCUGUUUUGCUCUGUUCUCUACCAGCAAUAACAUAAAAUCAGCAACAAACAAUGGGAAACAACAAAGAGAUUGAGGUUGUUAAGGGUGUAGAUUUAGAGAGGUACAUGGGUAGAUGGUACGAGAUAGCUUCUUUCCCUUCAUUUUUUACUCCCAAAAACGGUGAAAACACAAGAGCCACCUACACUCUCAACAGUGAUGGAACUGUUCAUGUUCUUAAUGAAACUUGGAAUGGUGGUAAAAGAAACUCCAUAGAAGGAAGUGCUUAUAAGGCUAACCCCAAUAGCGACGAAGCUAAACUCAAAGUCAAAUUCUAUGUUCCUCCAUUUUUGCCAAUAAUUCCUGUUACUGGAGAUUAUUGGAUUUUGUAUCUUGAUGAAGAUUAUCAAUAUGCUCUCAUUGGAGGGCCUACCACUAAAUAUCUUUGGAUAUUAAGCAGGAAGACCCAUUUGGAUGAUGAAAUAUACAACCAGCUUAUUGAGAAAGCUAAGGAAGAAGGGUAUGAUGUGACCAAAUUGCACAAGACUCCACAGACUGAUCCUCCACCUCCUGAGCAAGAAGGUCCUCAACCCAAAGGUAUUUGGUCCUUGUUUGGGAAAUAAAUUAAUAGGUAUAUAUGGUUAUCAACAAACAGUAUUAUGUAAUCAGGCUGAAGAAAGUGGUUAUUUCAUGUCAUCAAUAAAGGUUUCUAGAACUCCAAUCGAGUCAAUUUAGUUUGGAUUUCUAUAUAAUAAUAAUGUAUUAGCUUGUUAUGUAAUUAAAUUAAAGAUAAGUUGGUGUUAGUUUGAUGCUCAAAUUGUGUAAGAUAAGUUGGAGUUAGUUUGAUGAUUAGUUUGUUUACUUUUCCUUUUUAAUUUGUUGAAUUUUUUGGCCAAGCAGUGGGGAUCCUAUGAUAUACUGUAUACUUUAUUCUGCAUCACUCUACACAUGGUUGAUGUGAAAAAGAUAAGGGUAUGGGUCAUAUCAUUGUUGUGGAGUGUGAUCUGAUUUAGAUAAUCAAUCAAGAUGGGUUUUCUAUGAUAA
Molecule: messenger RNA, 1211 nt
Organism: Trifolium pratense (red clover)
Lineage: Eukaryota; Viridiplantae; Streptophyta; Magnoliopsida; Fabales; Fabaceae
Product: temperature-induced lipocalin-1-like
Exons: 2
Coding region: 242-790 (182 amino acids)
Source: RefSeq, a predicted model, not a curated record